This is a messenger RNA of Pipistrellus kuhlii (Kuhl's pipistrelle), 3390 nucleotides long. RefSeq names its product integrator complex subunit 14 (gene INTS14). NCBI's taxonomy places the organism in Eukaryota, Metazoa, Chordata, Mammalia, Chiroptera, Vespertilionidae. Gene Ontology annotation, biological process: snRNA 3'-end processing. The record is from RefSeq and is a predicted model, not a curated record. The transcript is spliced from 12 exons. Bases 183 to 1739 code for a protein of 518 amino acids. Gene Ontology annotation, cellular component: integrator complex.
GCCCCCUGCCCGCGCACGGUCCCGCUCCGGGUUCCCUGUGUCGCGCGACCACUAUAGUUCCGGCUGCGGCGCGCGGGCGGAAGCUUUAUGCGGCCGGACUGCGCCGGCGUGGGGCGCCGGCAUUUUUCUGUUUAUAGCUGUCUGUCUGCGUUCUGAUUGGGAACGCUGGGCUCAUUUUCAUCAUGCCAACAGUGGUGGUGAUGGACGUAUCCCUUUCCAUGACCCGACCUGUGACUGUGGAGGGGUCUGAGGAAUAUCAGCGCAAGCACCUAGCAGCCCACGGUUUGACGAUGCUGUUUGAGCACAUGGCCACAAAUUACAAGCUUGAAUUUACAGCCCUGGUGGUUUUUUCAUCACUCUGGGAGCUGAUGGUUCCCUUCACAAGGGAUUAUAACACCCUACAGGAAGCAUUAAGUAAUAUGGAUGAUUAUGAUAAAACCUGCUUGGAGUCUGCAUUAGUUGGUGUUUGCAACAUUGUUCAGCAAGAAUGGGGUGGUGCAAUUCCCUGCCAGGUUGUUCUGGUGACAGAUGGCUGUCUUGGCAUUGGUAGAGGCUCGCUGCGGCAUUCCCUAGCUACACACAAUCAACGAAGUGAGAGCAACAGGUUCCCACUACCUUUCCCCUUCCCAUCUAAGUUAUACAUCAUGUGUAUGGCAAAUUUAGAGGAGCUUCAGAGCACUGACUCCUUGGAUUGCCUUGAACGUCUCAUAGAUUUAAAUAAUGGCGAAGGGCAGAUUUUUACUAUUGAUGGCCCCCUAUGCUUGAAAAAUGUUCAGUCUAUGUUUGGAAAACUGAUAGAUCUGGCAUACACGCCUUUCCAUGCUGUUCUCAAGUGUGGCCACCUGACGGCAGAUGUGCAAGUCUUCCCCAGGCCAGAACCUUUUGUUGUAGAUGAGGAAAUCGAUCCUAUCCCUAAAGUCAUUAACACAGAUUUGGAAAUAGUGGGAUUUAUUGAUAUAGCUGAUAUUUCCAGUCCUCCAGUUCUGUCCAGACAUCUGGUCCUACCUAUAGCACUUAACAAAGAAGGUGACGAGGUGGGUACUGGCAUAACUGAUGAUAAUGAAGAUGAAAAUUCAGCUAAUCAGAUUGCAGGCAAAAUUCCCAACUUCUGUGUCCUGCUCCAUGGCAGCCUAAAAGUGGAAGGAAUGGUAGCAAUAGUUCAGCUAGGUCCUGAAUGGCAUGGAAUGCUCUACUCCCAAGCUGACAGCAAGAAGAAAUCAAACCUCAUGAUGUCCCUCUUUGAGCCUGGCCCAGAACCUCUCCCAUGGCUAGGGAAAAUGGGACAGUUGGGUCCUAUUUCAGAUGCUAAAGAAAACCCUUAUGGUGAGGAUGACAAUAAGAGCCCAUUCCCCCUGCAGCCUAAAAACAAACGCAGUUAUGCCCAGAAUGUGACUGUCUGGAUCAAACCCAGUGGCCUGCAGACAGAUGUACAGAAGAUUUUAAGAAAUGCAAGGAAAUUACCUGAAAAAACGCAGACAUUCUAUAAGGAACUGAACCGUUUACGAAAGGCUGCCCUGGCCUUUGGUUUCCUGGACCUGCUCAAAGGGGUGGCCGACAUGCUGGAAAGGGAGUGCACGCUGCUGCCCGACACAGCCCACCCCGACGCAGCGUUCCAGCUGACCCACGCUGCCCAGCAGCUCAAGCUGGCCAGUACUGGCACCUCCGAGUACGCUGGCUAUGACCACAACAUCACACCUUUGCAGACGGACUUUUCUGGGAGCAGCACUGAGCGAAUGUAAAGCUGACUUUGGGGGCCUUUCUUCUUUUUCAUUUAAGUCCGAAUGAUUUAGGGUGAAACCUUCUCCAGUGUCCACCUCUGCAGCAGCCACCGGAGGCUGCCUCAGAAGCACCACUUGCUGGUUUGAAUGACUCCAACGGUCUAAGGGCUUUGACCUUCGCUUUCUAGGCUCAGUCUUUCAGCCCAAGAUACCUGAUGGGUACAUCUGAGAAACUUGAAGGUGUGAUGGGUACAGAGCUCUCCCCCUUCCUCAGGAAACCUGACCCACAGGGGUCUCUGGCUUUCUGAAAGGCAUCUUCUCUCCUCUCAGUCCUAAGAACAUUUUCAAGAUUCUGCCCUUGGAUUAAGCAACCCAGACUGUCUGGGUCAAGCUAAGGACAAGCCCUGCACCACUAAGUUUCGGAACCUUUCUUAGGACUUGGGCAAAACUUUUUCACUUAGGUGCUUUUGGUAUGUCUUGAGAUACAGACUUUUAAAUAGAAAUCAUAAAUGUAUAAAAUUAUUCCCAUUCAAGGUUUGUUUUUUAAUGAAAAAGUAUUUGAUUUUCUAUAAAAGGUUUCACUGGUAAAUUAGUCUUUGUCUUUUGGUCUGUUCUAUGUGGAUAUAAGUUCAGCUUUCUAUGUGGCAGAUUCAUAAAUCAUGAGGGUUCCUUGUGUUCCAUACUGACUUCCUUGUUUCUGAUACCUGUUAGGUCUCAUUGCCUACGCCAAGUUCCAUUCAGGUAUUCUGACAGGUCACUGCAGUCUGCUCCCCUUCUAAUUCAUCCCUUAGCUUCGUGUCAUUGGGCAAGUCCUGUAUCUUCUCUAGGUUUUAUUUAUAUUAUCAGUGCUUUUCAGAUUGCUCUGUGGGCCGCCUAAAGCAACGGUCACCAAUCGGUGGUCCAUGAGGUCCAAAAGGUUGGCGACCACUGGCCUAACGUAUUACUUCCUACACUUCAACCUUAGCAUCCACUUUUGGUUUAGCAAUAUUUUGUCUGGAUAAAGGACUAUCACUAACAAUUUGAAGACCAUUAGAGUAAAUAAGUGAUCUUUAAACACAAGUUAUGAUUUUGACUGUAAAUGUUUAAUAGAAAUACACAAUCUUUUGCUCUCUCAGACAGACAGUAACACAAAGGCUUGUUAAGAAUGUAAGAUUUGCCACAGAUGCAGCAUAAUCUGCUGCGAAGCUGAUCUGCCUAAUUACACACAGAAACUCAGGGGAAAGAAUAUCAGAAAUUAAUACAAACAAGUACUGACAGAAGAUACAAACAUGCAAAAUAUCCUUCAGUGCAAUGACCUUGUAAAAAAAAUCAGCCAGUCUGCUAAUCAUAUGAUUUAGGUCAAACCAAGUUUCCGCCUUGGGCUCAGAGAAACAGCAUAGCUCAUUUAGUCCCUUUUUCCCCGGGACAAUGGGAAUGGCACAAUCGUGCCUUAAAUUCUUCCCUACAAGCAUUACUUCUAACACAUUUUGCUUGGAAUGUGAAAGAAAUUGAUGUUUUUGACAAUGGCCAAACUUCAUAAUGCCUAGGUUUUUUCAUUUCUCUUGGUGGGUUUCCUGCCAGGAACCUGUGUUAAUGGACCAGCUGGUGGUUCUCUAGCCAGUGUUCUCUGCUCACUGUCCAACUUCAGAAGUGAAACAGCAGAAUAAAAGCGGGUGUUUUGAGGUCUACUAAA